AUGUUCUCAGGGAGGAAAACCAAAGAGUUUUACAUUGAUCUUCAAGAUAGUCGAUAUUACAAUCCUGGUGAAGUUGUCCGAGGCGAUGUGGUACUUGAUGUGACCAAACCAACCAAGAUUAAUCAUAUCAAGAUUGCAUUGAGUGGCACUGUUCAAGUGGGAUCCAAUGUUUUGACAUUGUUUACUCGUGAAGAUGAAAUUGCCAGUGACCCCAACGGAUCGCAUUUAUUGGAAGCCAAGAGCAACCGAUUUCCUUUUGAGCUUAAUAUUCCAGGGGCAAGUGCUGAGCUUCCAACAAGCAUGAAACUGGGAGAUGGUUCAAGUCAUAUCUCUUAUACACUUUUGGCAACAUUGAAACGACCCUUUGUACCAGCACCCUUGGCUCCAGAAGAUACACGUGAAAUCUCUGUCGUCGAAAGAAUUGAUGUAUCCAAUCCCGAAUACGAUCAUCCUGUUCCCGACAAUGAAGACGAGGAGGAUGACAAGGUCAUGGUAGAUGGGACAAGCUUGAGUGUCAGGAUACCCAAGGCUGCCUUUGUGCGAGGUGACAUCAUGCCUGUAUCCAUUAAAGUGACAUGUGCUGAGGAUUUUGGGAAGGCUGAUGCCAUUCGUGUUGCUCUUGUUCGACGUUUCCAUCUCUUUGGCAAGGGAAGACGAGAAUUGCUAGGAGAAGAGAAUGCUCGUGAACCAAUCUACCGGGAUCUCAUUGCAAAUCCCGAUAAUAAUCACGCUUACGAAUCGACCAUCAAGAUGUUUAUUCCACCAGCAUCCCCACCUACUACAGGAUCAAGUGGACGCAUCUUGCGUGUGGAAUACGCAGUGCAGGUGUCAGUGGAUAUGAAUUUGGCAAGGAAAAACGAUGGUGAUUGGAGGUCGUCAUUGGUAGUGCAAAAAGAAAUCCCUGUCAUCAUUGGGACAACCCCAAGAGCAGAUAUCUCCAUUGAUGACGAAGAUGAUGAACAAGAGGAAGUUUGCGAGGUCCAAAAUGAAACAACAAAAAAGGUUGUCAAUGGUGAUGCAGCACCACCCAUUUCCGAUAACAGCAAUAUCGAUGAUACAAACGAUGAUGAUGAUGCUCCCACAACCACACACAAUGAACCAAAACCCGAUUUAGAUCACGAAGAAGAAGAAAUACCAAAGCCCCAACAUGGCAUUAACCAUGAUCAACGGCAUCAUUCUAGUGCCAGCAUGCCAUCAUUUGAAAGCGAAUCAAAUCAACAACGAUAUGGCACAAUGCAUUCGGCAAAAGACGAUCCUCAUCACAUGACCCCACCACCCUUUGAGCAGCAACAGCAGCAACCUGUAUGCCAAUCACCUGCAUCCUUUUCUCAUCAUUCAUCUUCUUCUUCACCUUACAUCCCUGCUGCCACUACUUAUCCAUCGUUUGAUCAUUCGCCUCCUCCUCCUCCUCCACAACAUGUACCUACCACCACUGCAAAUCAUUAUUUUCCUCCUGAACCACACAUGUCAUCCUAUCCCGAACAACAACAACAACAACAUCCUCCACCAAGCUCUGUAGCCCAUUUUCCUUCUCCAGCUUCAACACCUUUCAUGCCCAUGCCUCAACCUAUUCCAAUCCAUCAUCAGCAUCAUCAACCACCACCAAUGAAUAUGAUGCCAGUGCCUGAAUCUUACACUUCUCAUUCACCCUCCUAUCCUCCCGCAUUUCCAUCACCCACUCCUCCUCCACCCCCAGCACCACAUGGAUAUCCUCACUUGUCACACAAGUCAUCGCAUGAAUCAUGGACAAUGCCUACUCCUUAUCAAUAA
Molecule: messenger RNA, 1770 nt
Organism: Lichtheimia ornata
Lineage: Eukaryota; Fungi; Mucoromycota; Mucoromycetes; Mucorales; Lichtheimiaceae
Exons: 5
Coding region: 1-1770 (589 amino acids)
Biological process (GO): ubiquitin-dependent endocytosis
Cellular component (GO): cytoplasm; plasma membrane; cytosol
Molecular function (GO): ubiquitin protein ligase binding; protein-macromolecule adaptor activity
Source: RefSeq, a predicted model, not a curated record